UAGAUCCCUCCUCGUUUCUUAAACCCGCUUGUUCGUUCCUCUUUAUCGCAACGACGCUCCUGAGAAGAAAGAAAGAGAAGGCACAGGCAUGGAGGAUUGCAGGCCAUUGGGGUUCUUAAUAGGGUUGCCCUUCGCUGUGCUGGCCUUGGCCUUGUCUCUCGUCGGCGCCGUCGUCUGGAUCAUUGGGACGAUCUUCAGUUGCCUGUGCCCCUGCUGCGCGUGCUUCGCAGGGCUGGCGAAUCUGGCCGUCGGUCUGAUAAAGAUGCCGGUCAAAGUCAUCAGAUGGUUCAUUGAACAGAUUCCUUGUUGAUUUUUCCUGUUUAUAAUCGAUUUCUGUGAGUGUUCUUCAUUUUUUUCUUUUUUGAAUUUUUCCGCUCUUUCUUUUGAUGAUCGAUUAUGGAGGGGAUUAGGGAAACUUUGUCAUGCGAUUUGUUAUAGUUGAUUCGAUUCGAGAUUUUAUGAUGUAAUCAUGAACGCACGCUUGAGUUUGAUUGAUUUUUACUAAUUAUUUGGAUAA
This is a messenger RNA of Phoenix dactylifera (date palm), 517 nucleotides long. Its product is annotated as taximin. The record is from RefSeq and is a predicted model, not a curated record. NCBI's taxonomy places the organism in Eukaryota, Viridiplantae, Streptophyta, Magnoliopsida, Arecales, Arecaceae.